This is a messenger RNA of Pangasianodon hypophthalmus (striped catfish), 866 nucleotides long. It is a transcript of the gene rpain, whose product is annotated as RPA interacting protein. The record is from RefSeq and is a predicted model, not a curated record. Gene Ontology annotation, biological process: protein import into nucleus. Gene Ontology annotation, cellular component: PML body; nucleus. The coding region runs from base 110 to 781 and encodes 223 amino acids. The transcript has 7 exons. Lineage: Eukaryota; Metazoa; Chordata; Actinopteri; Siluriformes; Pangasiidae.
AUUCAAAAGUCGCUGAUUGGUGGCGUGUGAAUAGCGGAAGUGGAGCUGGCAGGGUUUGUUUAUAUGCACAACAGCUAGCGAUAAUUGAACAAAUUUGAGCUUGUGAGAUAUGGACGCGUUACAAAGGCACAGGUCUAUGUAUAAGGGCACAACUCCACCAUGGAAAGAGACAUACAGAAAGCGUUGUGUGGAAAGGUUGAAGAACAGCCGGUCGAAGUUACUGGAGAAGUACCGGCAGAUGGGAGACACCCCAAAGAGCUCUCUUCUCGUCCAGGAAGUGAUGGAGAUGGAAUGGAGCGCCUUACAGUCGGCCAAUCAAAGACUGCCUUCGUUGUGGAAGAAAGACGGCAUCAGUGAUAUGUACAGAGAUAUGCAGGAAAAUGACGAAUUGGCUGUUCUGGAAGAAAUCCAACAGGAGCUCAUAUCUCAAGAGCUUUCUAUCAUUGAGGAAUACCACAAAACCCAGCAGUUUGAAGAAAAGUACUUUGACUCUGUUGUGGAUGGAAUGGAGGAAGAAAGAAAGCUCAUCUGCCCCGUAUGUCAUGCGAAUAACCUGACAGUGAACAGCCAUUUUACAUCAUGUCCGUGUGGCCUUUAUAUCAACACAAUGGGAAGAAAUAUAACAGCAGAUGUGCUCCAACAUCUGCUUGAGAUGAGAGUCACAGAACAUCUGGAAGACUGCCUCCAGAACCCCAUAUUCUCAGCAGCCUCAAACGUGGAUGGCGCACCCAACCUUCUGAUAAGCUGCAAGGUUUGUGAUUAUCUCUCAAUUGUCCUGUGAAUCACUCCGGAACAACGGCCAUUGUGUGCUUUUCAGUGUUUGUAUUUUAUUUCUGUGAAAUAAAGAGAUUACUUAUUUAACAUUA